Molecule: messenger RNA, 2168 nt
Organism: Brassica rapa (field mustard)
Lineage: Eukaryota; Viridiplantae; Streptophyta; Magnoliopsida; Brassicales; Brassicaceae
Product: transcription initiation factor TFIID subunit 15b
Molecular function (GO): RNA binding
Source: RefSeq, a predicted model, not a curated record
UAGUAGAAACGCGACAAUUGUUUUAACGCAAAAGGCUCACAAUUAGCUAAGAGUUUUUCUGGUCUGUUGUCUAUCGCAAACCCUAGGUCAUGUCUGGGACGUACAAUCAAGGCGGCGGCGGCGGUGGUGCGCCUAUUCCGUCGUACGGUGGUGAUGGAUACGGAGGAGGUGGAGGUUAUGGAGGUCGCAGUGCCUCUGGCGGAGGUGGAUACGGCGGACGCGGUGGUUACGGUGGCGGCGGCGGUAGAGGAAAUCAAGGCGGUGGUGGUGGAUAUGGUGAUCGCGGUGGAAGAGGAGGCGGCGGCGGCGGCGGGAGAGGUGGUGGUGGUAGAGAUGGUGGCGGCAGAGAUGGUGAUUGGCGUUGCCCUAACCCAAGCUGUGGGAACGUGAACUUUGCAAGGAGAGUUGAAUGUAACAAGUGUGGUGCACCUGCUCCUUCUGGCACGGGUGACCGAGGAGGUGGCCGAGGUGCCAGUGAUCGUGGUGGUGGUGGUGGUCGUGAUAGUGGCCGUGAUAGUGGUAGGAGCUACGAGAGUAGUAGAUAUGAUGGUGGCAGUAGGAGCGGUGGUGGUGGUGGCUCUUAUGGGAGUGAUAGUCAACAUAGGGGUAAUGGUUCUUAUGGUCAGGGUCCUCCACCUCCUUUGGCGGCUAUUCCAUCCUACGAUGGUUCUGGCAGUUACCCUCCUCCACCCAUGGGGUAUGGAAUGGAAGCAGUUCCCCCGCCUUCAAGCUAUGCUGGUGGUCCACCUUCGUAUGGUGGUCCCACAGGGGGUUAUGGCGGUGAUGCACCGAGCACUGGUGGUCGGGGUGGUAGAGGUGGUGGUGGCUACGAUGGUGGUAGUGCUCCUCGACGCCAGGAACCUAGUUAUGAAGAUGCACCUGCUGAAAAAGUCAAGCAGUGCGACGAGAAUUGUGAUGAAACUUGUGAUAAUGCCAGAAUAUAUAUCAAUAAUUUACCUCCGGAUGUGACGACCGAUGAACUCAAGGAUCUCUUUGGUGGCAUUGGUCAAGUAAUUACUCUGGUUGGAAGAAUCAAGCAGAAGCGGGGUUACAAAGAUCAGUGGCCAUAUAACAUCAAGAUUUACACUGAUGACAAGGGAAAGAACAAAGGUGACGCCUGCCUGGCUUAUGAAGAUCCUAGCGCAGCACACUCGGCAGGCGGCUUUUUCAACAAUUAUGAAAUGAGGGGGAACAAGAUUAGUGUAACGAUGGCAGAGAAGUCUGCACCUAAAGCUCCUGCUUUUGACCAGAGAGGCGGUGGUAGAGGAGGAGGAGGAGGAGGUGGCUAUGGUGGUGGUGGGGGAGACAGAAGAAGAGAUAACUAUGGUUCAGGACCAGACAGAAACCACCAUGGAGGAAACCGUUCUCGUCCGUAUUGAGAGAAAGAGUUGAAUCAAUGAAUCAGCUGUUAUGUAUUCUAAGAGUUUGUGUGUUGACGGUUUUGGGAAUUUUAGUUAAAUGUUGCAUUUUGAUGAGGAAAAUGUUCUAUAAAUCAUCAUCAUAUAUUGGAGAUACAAACAAACAAAAGAGAAGGGAGUGGAAAACUACCUCCAAAAUGCAUUGCAAAAUGGUGGGUAAGAUAGGGUUCAUGAUGAUUUCAGGUGAGUGCAUUCAUCUUCUUUCACUUCCCCUUUCUACUUCACACAUCCCUUUGUUAUUUCUCUUCUAUUCAUCAUAAACAAACUAGUCAUAUUCUCCAUCUUGUAAUAUUCAACUCAUUUAGGCAAACAUACAAUUCGUGAAGCUAUUAUUCUUUUCCUUCUUUCUUUUAUAGCACAUAUGUUCCAUGACAAACGGCAGGAGUGGGGGGCCGGCUAGGCACUCGUGUCUGAUCCGUGGAACCUGCAGUAUGCUUUCAAAUUUCAAAGACCAGCUUGAUGAAUCUAGUGCUUACGAGAUCCGUUUUUUUUUUUGUUAGACCCGUGUGGCUAUAUAUAGCUAGCUCUGAGUAUUUACGAACCAGUGGCGGUUUUAGGUCAAUAUAAGUAGUUCCAAAGAGAAGGGUAUCUCAUCAGGUCUUUUAAGAUGCGUCUUGACACGACAAUAGCCAGUUGGGAUAUUGUUGAUGUCUGAGUUAGACCUGUUUGAUAUUUCCUAUAGUUGCCGACAUGUUCUGAAAGAAUAAAAGGAUCUUUAAUCAUUUGUUUAUUGUUAUUUGUUUUUACUAA